AUGUCUGGCCAGUAUCGCCGUCGUAGCGCUGUCACUCUUCAUUGUCUUUUCAAUCUGAUCUUCUAUUGGCCGGCAUUUCUAUUCACCAGCGUUGUCACUUCAGCAGAACCGAUCAACUGGGAAUUCGCCCCAUGGCAAUACUUCAUCGGAGUGGGCGUCUCUUUGUUAGUUCUCAUUGUUUCCAUGGAUUUGAGCAAUCGAAAAGUAAGCCGCGCGAUACGAACAUUGGAGCCGUUAUUUGCUCCCGCAUUGUGCAUAUUCUUCCAAAUGGUUUGGCUUAAUCGCGACUUAUAUUUCACAAACGUCCGUAUCGCCAGUCUGUUUAUGAUUGCCAUGGCCUGUCUAUUGAACGCAAUCCCAAACCGAUGGCUAAAAGCCACAGCAAAAGCUAUUCGUCGAAACCGAUCGCCGAAAGCACAAAUCGCAACUUCCAAACGCACUCUAACUGGUAAAUCCAACAGAGGUUCUAAACAAACAACCGGAUCUGGAUUAGCUCAACGUGUGUCUAUUGCUUCACCUCACGGUUCGCUUGUCACUGGAUCUUUGGGUUUGGGGCAGACAGCAACCAACCAGACCCCAUCAGCCACGGGGACAACGACUAAUNAAUCCACAACCAUGCUACCCACUAGCGUAACGACCAUUGAGCCCUCUGGGGUUAAUAAGGCUCGAAGUAGAUUGAGUUCUGUACUUUUACGUGCUGCCACAAUGCAACAAACGAAUGUUGAGUGA
Molecule: messenger RNA, 729 nt
Organism: Echinostoma caproni
Lineage: Eukaryota; Metazoa; Platyhelminthes; Trematoda; Plagiorchiida; Echinostomatidae
Source: the annotation of a GenBank genome assembly